AUGGCCAAGCAGUACGACGUGCUUUUUCGCCUGCUGCUCAUCGGGGACUCGGGCGUGGGCAAGACCUGCUUGCUGUGCCGCUUCACCGACAACGAGUUCCACCCUUCGCACAUCUCCACCAUCGGAGUUGAUUUUAAAAUGAAGACCAUAGAAGUAGAUGGGAUUAAGGUCCGAAUACAGAUCUGGGACACUGCAGGUCAAGAGCGAUACCAGACAAUCACUAAGCAGUACUACAGACGAGCCCAGGGAAUAUUCUUGGUGUAUGACAUUAGCAGUGAGCGCUCGUACCAGCAUAUAAUGAAAUGGGCCAGUGAUGUGGAUGAGUAUGCUCCAGAUGGUGUUCAGAAGAUCCUCAUUGGCAAUAAAGCAGAUGAGGAAGAGAAGAGGCAAGUAGGCAGAGAACAAGGCCUUCAGCUGGCUAAGGAAUAUGGCAUGGAUUUCUAUGAAACAAGUGCCUGCACCAGUUUAAACAUCAAGGAGUCUUUUACUCGUCUGACAGAACUGGUUCUGCAGGCCCAUAAGAAGGAGCUGGAUGGGCUUCGCACAUAUGCAGCUGAUGAACUGAACCUGGUUGAGCUGGAAGAGGCAGCAAGCAAGCCAGAUGGUACAGAGCAUUCUCCCAAGACCUGUUGGUGCUGA
Molecule: messenger RNA, 639 nt
Organism: Eublepharis macularius
Lineage: Eukaryota; Metazoa; Chordata; Lepidosauria; Squamata; Eublepharidae
Gene: RAB15
Product: RAB15, member RAS oncogene family
Exons: 7
Coding region: 1-639 (212 amino acids)
Biological process (GO): Rab protein signal transduction
Molecular function (GO): GTPase activity; GTP binding
Source: RefSeq, a predicted model, not a curated record